This is a messenger RNA of Striga hermonthica, 1233 nucleotides long. Lineage: Eukaryota; Viridiplantae; Streptophyta; Magnoliopsida; Lamiales; Orobanchaceae. The record is from the annotation of a GenBank genome assembly.
AUGGGAAAACCUCAUACAAACCCUCCCAUUCUACACAUUCUUCUUCUCCAUUUCAUUCUAACAUUAUUAGGUCUCGCGCUUCUUCCCCGACAAGCCGACUCACUCGGAAUCAACUACGGUCAAGUGGCCGACAAUCUCCCGACUCCCGACCGUGUGGUCGAGCUCCUCCGCUCCCUCCGCCUCACGAAGGCCCGAAUCUACGACACGAACCCUCAAAUCCUCUCCGCCUUCGCUAACUCGGGAAUCGAACUCAUCGUCACGAUCGAGAACUCGUUGCUCCCUUCCCUCUCCGACCCGGGUCGGGCCCUCUCUUGGGCCCGGGCCCAAAUCGCCCCAUUCCUCCCUGCCACCCGAAUCACCGGAAUCGCAGUCGGAAACGAGAUCCUCACCGGCGACCCGUCAGCCACCGACCCGAACCUAAUCGCCCACCUCGUCCCCGCCAUGUCAUCUGUCCACUCGGCUCUCGUCCAGCUCGGUUUGGCCACGAUCGUCCGCGUCUCCACCCCGUGCUCCCUCUCCGUGCUCCAAGAGUCGUUCCCACCGUCCGCGGGCUCAUUCCGGCCCGACAUCGGGCCCGUCGUGGCCCAACUACUCCAGUUCCUGGCCUCGACGGGCUCGCCCUUCUGGAUCAACGCGUACCCGUACUUCGCAUACAAGGACAGUCCGGCCCGAAUAUCGCUCGAUUACGCGCUAUUCAACCCGAACGAGGGCACGGAGGAUCCGGGCACGGGCCUCCGGUACGACAACAUGCUCUACGCGCAAGUCGAUGCAGUGGUUUUUGCGAUGGCGAGGUUCGGGUAUGGUGGGCUCGAGGUUCGGGUCUCCGAGACGGGUUGGCCGUCGAGGGGGGACUCGGAUGAGUUCGGUGCCACGCUCGAGAAUGCGGCCGUGUAUAACCGGAAUAUUAUGAGGAGGCAAAUGAGGGGCGAAGGGACGCCGUUGAGGCCGCGAUCAAGGCUCGAAAUUUACGUGUUCGCGCUAUUCAACGAGGACCUAAAGCCCGGCCCGACUUCCGAGAGGAAUUACGGGCUUUUUCAUCCCGACGGGACAAUGGCAUACAAUGUCGGGCUUUCGGCCUUGUCGACCGACCCACCGCCGGGUUCCUCCGGCUCCGCCGCGUCAAUCUCGUUGACUUCCGGUGCCAAUAAGGUUAAACAAAGUGGAUAUUCGAGCCUCGUGUGUGCAAUAUUCCUAAAUUUGCUGGCGUUGCAAGUUUUAUUGAGAAGACAUUGA